CCACUACCGUAGGCGGUAUUAAGAGAUAAGUGAGGCGGAAGACCCCAUAAUAGAGAAAGUGACAGCACUAACAACGAUAGUCGUUUAGAGGACAUGGGAAAUGGCCGGCGUGCUCAGUCUAUUUUAUAUAUAACCAAGUCUAUGGCCCGCUGAUAUCUAAAUUCCACAUUCAUUGGCUAGAUAUUGAUGAAGGCAUAACCUCAACGUAUGUGACGUGAGGCGGAUGUUUUCGCGCCAAAUAGUUACGAUCGAUGGGAACAAUGAAAGGAACACACGCGGUACACUUGGUUUUGCGCCUGUUGUUAUUGGUUUGAAAAUAACUAAAGGACGUGAAAACUAACGAAUCGAUCGCACUGCUCGGUAAAUUUGUUUCGCCUCGGGCUCAAAACUCUGCGAUGCGUUUUUAGUCAGCGUCAGUUUAUCUCUUGUGUUUAAUCGGAGUGAGAUAAUUCUGUAUUUUCGUGAUGAACGAAUUUGAGGUGGAUACCGAAGUGAAGAGAAUCGCAGAAGCGAUUGCAUCUAGUCGAGAAACUCUUCAGUGCACAUUCUGUCGUCAACUGCCAAAUGAGGCUGUCAGCGGAAAAUGCGGUCAUCCAAUUUGCAAAAAUUGUGCGAGCAAGAUAUGUGGAACGAGAAAAGCGAUCUGCCCUAUCUGCAAGACCAUCUUAACAAGAAGCAGUAUACGCAAAGUAAAGACUAUUGACGACGCUGUGAAGUGUCUGAAAAGACUCAUUGAUGCAUUUGAGACAGAUUCGAGGACUAAUUUUUUGUCCUUUAACCUAAUUCCAACAAAGCAGGAUAAGGAUCCGAAGCCUUCGACCAGUGGAAUUGUUGAACAUCACUUUGUCACAAAUCAACCUCAGAGAUCUCGUAAAAGUUCAGCGGCAGAUGGGAUAAGAAGACGAGCGACCAUCGAUUCUGGGGAAACUCUUAAGAUAACAAGGAGAAACUCCUUACAUAGAAAUGAAGAUCUGACGAGUAUGUCGAACGAGAGUAAUACUACUUUGGGAAAAGGGCAUGCCUCCAUGGUCCAUGGUCUCUUAGCUAAAUCUGAACCUCUCGAACCGAACGAAAAGGUUGGUCUUUGGUUGGAUUCGGAGGAAUUUGAUGAACAGCUUGUGGUUGUCGGAGAAAUAGAAAAACCAGUUAUCCCUCUGGUCCCAUCUAUUGCAACAACUGAGGUCCCAGACUCAGCGUCCAUAGUACGUCCCAAUUCGCGCAUGUCACUACAGAGUGGUAAAAAAACUACAUCCCUAACUAAAAAGAAUCGAGCCUCGUCGACUCCAAAGAAGAAAAAAAAUGGGAUUACUUCUAACACCACUCCCGAGGAAAACAUGUUUGAUGAGUUGUGCGGGAAGAAAGUAUCUGAGCAACCAACGCAAAAUAGGAAAGUCAAAAUUGCCUCAAGUUCGGCGGAUAGUUCAUGGUGUAAAUUAGAACAAUUUGAACAGGAAACAAGCGCCAAGGUCAGAAAACGCAAACGAUUGAACAUCAGUAUAGAAAAACCAAGUACAUCGAAGCAAGUUGUUGGGACAUUGGAUUUAGAAUGUUCUGAAGAUGAUGAUAAAAUCGAGGAUGCUAAAAGUGGUGAAAAUCUGAUCGAUAGCAACGAUGUACAAGGCAAGAAUAAGCCACACAUCAUAUCUGACAGAAAGCUGGAGACUGAGGAAAUUUUGUAUCUCCCAAAAUUAAACAAACGCCAAGUAAAAGAGAUAAUUGGCGUUAGUUGUACGCAGGCAGACUUUGACACAUCCAAGAAUUCCAGUUUUAGUCCAGAAAAAUCUCCGACUAAAUUGCGUAAUAAUCAAACCUCGCUGAGAAAAUCUGAUAACAGUAACCACAACAACAGCAACGAUUCAUUGCCGCUGCAGAUUGAACCUGAAAAAGAUACAACGUCGUGCAUCGAAUCAAUCGUGAGACCGAAAUCCAGGCUAAGUCUUUCUCUUUCUGGCAGUCGUCCGAGUUCUAGACUUUCGCAUAAAAGUCCCAGUGAAUCCACAGUGAGGAUAUUACAACAGAGAACUGAUGAGAAAUCUCCAAUUCUUGGCAUGAGUUCUGUCAGAGUUUCAUUUCACCAAAACGACGAAGAAACAAAGGAAGGAACUCAGCGAAACCAAAGUAAUUCUUCUACGGGAAAGGAUCGUUCCAUAAGAUCGUGCAGCGGUUUCAUGAAAAGAAAUCUUGUGUUGAAAAGAUUAUCUUCCGAAAGCGGUAAGCAUAAUGUGAGCAUGCUGAAGAGAGGUAAACUUUACAGGUCUCGAAGUAACGUCAAAUUUCUACGCCUUGGUUCGAUUAUAUCGCGAACUUUGCGAAACGAAUUAAAGAAUAUUUUUUGUUCUGGAAAAGUGUCGACGUGCGACGUGGAGACUCAGACGAAUUCUAGACUGACUCAGACAAAUCAUAUGGUAUGCAGUGUUUGUAAAAAACAUGUUAGCAGCGAGGCAUUGGACAAUGUGAUAAUUCCUGAAACACGGACCGUCUCCAGUGUCUCGAGUAAAUCAAAAGCAACGCAAAUUAAGGAAGUCGGUACGAGUGAUCCUGCAACGCAGCGCGCAUUGAUAGAAGAAGAAUUCGACACUGUGAACAAGGUGAAUAUGAUGUCUCCAAAAGAAGAUUCACAGCUCAAGUAUUUGUCAACGGAGUCUCCUACGGUUGACAAUACUGAACGUUCUGUUAAAAAAAGACGCAGAUCUCCUGAUCUCCAAGAAUAUGCUCAAGCGAUCGAAAAUUAUGCAAAUAAAUUGAUAGUAACUGAUUCGGAAGACCAAGAUACCCCGUGCCAAGAAAAAUAUCUUAGCAGUAAAGAAAUAAAUGAUCAGACACAGGAAAAAAAUUUUUCUAGCUUAGGAACUACAUUUUCUACAAAAACUUCUUUGCUUUCGAAGAUUACCGAUAAUCCUAAUUGUUUAUUAAAUUUAAGUAAGUCAAGAUCUCCCUCGUCACGUUCAGAUACUAAAUCAUUACAUACGUCGCCGAAAAGAAGAAUACGGGCAUCGGAUUCUUUCGCAAGUGAAUCUAAGAGACAAAGUAUGGAGAAACGGAAAUUACAGAUCAAAAUGAGCGGAAGUUACUGCAAUACUUCUUCUGAUUCUGACGGUGAAACAGUUCGAGUAAAAAAGGCAACGCCAAUAAGUAUGAGAAAGUGUUCGGGAGGUAGCAAAUCCCCGAUGGCAAAUGCCAAAUACAAAGUUGUAAGAAAAUUGAAGUACAGUCAAGAAUCUGGCUCAAAUCCUGGCACUAAUUUGAGAACCAGUCAACCGCUGGAACAACAAGGAACACACGAGAAGGAAAACAGAGCUGAAGAACCAUCUACGAAAAAAACAUUCAAAAGAAUACGUCAAAUGUCCAGUCCAGAAUUACAAGAUGAUUAUUUGGAAACAGAAGUAACAUCAAAAACCAGCGGGUCUAACAGCUCUCUAAUUGGUGCUAGGCCAAUUGUUUCUUGGGAAGUCAAUAAAAGCCCACUGCCGAGUGAAGAACUUAGCGUCGUUUUCUCAUCCAACAAGGAAACGCAAGAUUCUAAACGCAAGAGAUCUCCUUCCCCAAGCUCCAUCGACAUUCAUGCGAUAGCAAGUAACUGGUGCGCAGACCUGAAUCUUUCGUCGGAAGAAUUUGACAAUAAAAAUGACUCAGUUUUGGGAGUAUUUAGCAGCAAAGCUACAAAGAAAAAAAAAUUACAGAUUGAUAACUCGCCUGUAUCGUCGAGCAGUGACAGUCUACCGAUAUUGGACCAAACUGCGUUUUAUGGGCAGCCCAGGAAAGGCACAGAUUCAAUAUCAAAGUCAGAGAACCAUGAUGUGACAGAUCGAGUCGUCAAUGAGAAAAAUACAAUCACUCGUGACUGUGGUGAUGAAGUUGAAGAAGCUAUCGAAGUGAACAAAGGAUCUCUAAACAAUAGUCAAAGUAGCGCUAAAGAUAUCACAUCAGAUAAAGACAAGAGAAACAGGUCAAAUUGUGAUCUUGAAGAUGCCAGAAUUCCGUCUGAAAGAAAUGAAAAUUCUUGUGGUGAAAAUGCUAUUUCUGCCAUGUCAAAUAUUUCGGUGGAAAAAAAUGAAAUUGCCGAAAAUAUGGACAGUUUGCUUCAACUCGGCGAUAAAUUGAAUGGAGUGAUUACACCAAGAGGAAAUUCAACGCCGAUAAAGAACAAAUCAUUCCAAAAUAGAAACCCUGUAACAUUUCAUCGACAUUCGUAUAAUUCAAAUAAAGAAAAUGAGGCGGAAAGAGAGUCAGAGAAUGAGGAGGAUAAGGGAAAGGAAGGUACUUUACUCAGAGACUCGAGUAAAUUAACAAACCGCACAACUCAUGAAGCAUCAAAGGUGAAAAAUAUAAGGAUAUCAAACGAAAGAAAUGAUACGGUUGAAAGUGCUAGGGUAGAUGGCGACGUAGAAUCCUGUCAAUCGUCCUUCGAUCACGACUGUAUGAACAUAACGCAAGAUCACAUGAUGCUCCAAGAAGUCGAAAACAACUUACUGAGGCCAAAAUCUAUCAAGGAGAAAGAAAAGAACAGUCGAAACAAUGUGCAAAAAAGUGUUGAUGAAAAAGCGACAAAAAUUUCGCCUAAAAAAAAAUCAUUGGUAGCUAUGGACAAUCAAAAGGUCAAAGCUUGUACUGAGACACACUCUGACGACUCGGAAACUAUGGGUGAGGACAUAAUAGAACGUACACCGGAAAAGACUAAGGCGUUAAAAAAGGACCUUUACGACCACAUUGAAAAUUCGCAACGGUCGACUGUGUCGAGAAGAAGCUUCAUGUCGGUGGACAUAACACCGAUACAGAGAAAGUUUCAAAAAUUUAUGCAUACCGCUACCAACGUUUCUCCUUUAGUUGAAAGAGCUGGCAAAUCAUCAGCUGACCAACACGGCGCUGCCAAAAUUGCACGGCUCUCGUUUCACAGUACUCCUAAAUCAGUUGAUCCAAAAAAAAAUCUUUUGGCGCGACCCGUCUUGACAAAACCUAGGGGCGCGAGCGAGAGCAGAUUAUGCUUUGUCUGCAGCAACUUGACACUUCCUCAAAUUGAGAAUGUGAAGGCAUUUGCCCGUUUGCACAACGCGGAUUAUACCGUGAACUACAAACCUGAAGUAACCCACGUAAUUGUAAAAACUGAAGAAGAUGAUUCUGCAGCGAGGACAAUGAAAUACCUCCUUGGCAUUGCUCACAAGAAAUGGAUAGUCAGUUAUCAGUGGGUAACGGACUCUUCGAGUCAGAACAGGCUCCUCGAAGAGGAAGAUUACGAAGUGGUGGACAGUGACACGCAUGAGCCUGGACCACGCCGAUCGAGGUUGAGUAAAACAGGCUUGUUCGACGAGUUUGCCUUCACUUGCAUGGCGGCUACCUCAGAAAUUCCAGUCAGCAACCUUCAGGAUCUUGUAGGUAGCUCGGGCGGUACGGUGUUCCAAACUUUGGAAGACCUUGCCACUGAAAGGAAUAAGUACAAAGUUAUUUUGUACGACACUGAUACUCAACAGCCCACAGUCUUAGAUAAGUGGAGGCAGAAGAGUCGAGCAUUGCCAGUGCCGCUCGAAUGGGUUCUGACUUGUAUAAGUCAGUACGAGCUGGUGUCUCUCUACUCUUACCUGCCUCCCUUCACGCCUGAGGUAGCGGCGAACUUAGGAUUUCCACAAGAGCUACUCGUCGAAGACGAAGAGGACAGCCUCAGUCCAAAUGAAACGUCGGCAUCGAACGCUGCCUAAUAUACCACUUCAUUUCAAGUAACCACUUCACUACUAUUUCCAAUAAUAUAUCUAUAUAAUCUACAACUUGCUAGUAGAUAUAAGUAAGAUUUGAUCGUUCAGAGGCAUAGACUAUAAUCAAUAUCUUUUACGAUUUUCUAAUUAUUUUACUAUAAAUUGGAUACAGGAGAUUCAAUUAAUCAAUUAACCGAACCAAAAAUCUUCGCGAUCAAAAUUUUUAAUUUUCACUCAGAAAAAUUCAAGCAAAAUAAGUCAGUCCUUUGCUUGAAGUGGAAUUUCACUGACAAUAAUAUUUUGUGCAGUCGGCUAAAUCGUCUGACCUAAACGGCUGGUACGUUAGGGAAAUAUAUAUAUACCUAUGUAUGCAUAUAAAGGUAUGUAUGUAUGGGUACGCGAUUUUAAUUUACCUGCGGUUAUACGUUACGUAUUGCAGAAGCAUUUUAGUUAAUUAAACUGCUUGCUAUCGUCAUUUCUGUUACAAGUGUGAAUCUUUUUUUUUUUUUCUAGCCUUUAUAAGCUACACAUGUGCCAUCAUCAAAAACGAAAUAUUCUAUAUGCGAGCGUCAAGUUGUGAUGAUUUAUAAAUAAUAAUUAACUGGUAUACGUGUAAAACUUUUCUACGUAUUAUAUGUGCCUUUGUUAUGCAUUCAUAUAAUUGUUCAAAAUGCCUAAAGAUCAAACUUUAUCAAAGCGUUGUAAAGUGAACAUUAUUGAACCGUUACACAAAUUAGAAAUAAUUGAUUUAUAUUAUAAAAAUAUUCACAGAAAUGUAUAAAGAAUUCCGUUAUAAAAAUGAAUUUGAUACUAAAA
Neodiprion fabricii is the source of this 6500-nucleotide messenger RNA. RefSeq names its product breast cancer type 1 susceptibility protein homolog. The coding region runs from base 465 to 5690 and encodes 1741 amino acids. The transcript has 8 exons. The record is from RefSeq and is a predicted model, not a curated record. Gene Ontology annotation, cellular component: BRCA1-A complex; plasma membrane; BRCA1-BARD1 complex. Gene Ontology annotation, molecular function: ubiquitin-protein transferase activity. Gene Ontology annotation, biological process: positive regulation of transcription by RNA polymerase II; negative regulation of fatty acid biosynthetic process; double-strand break repair via homologous recombination. Lineage: Eukaryota; Metazoa; Arthropoda; Insecta; Hymenoptera; Diprionidae.